Labrus bergylta (ballan wrasse) is the source of this 550-nucleotide messenger RNA. RefSeq names its product keratinocyte associated protein 2 (gene krtcap2). The record is from RefSeq and is a predicted model, not a curated record. Lineage: Eukaryota; Metazoa; Chordata; Actinopteri; Labriformes; Labridae.
CCACUUCUCAUUAUGUCCGGGUGCUGAGGUUUUUUAGUUCCUAGAGGCUGGACUUUUAGCUAGCUCAAGAUACAUACAUAUAGUUUAUCUCUUGGUCGUUGCAGGGGCUUUAAUUCACAACUGAAUCAUGGCAGUGAACACAGGAACCUCUCUAGUGCUGUCCAGUCUGCUGUCAGUGCUGGUGUUUGCUGGGAUGCAGAUGUUCAGUAAACAGCUGGGAUCUACUGAGUGGCUCACCAUCCUUGGAGGUUUCCUGGGCUCAGUCCUCUUUAUCUGCUCCCUCACCGCAUUUAAUAAUCUGGAAAACUUGAUUUUUGGGAAGGGAUUUCAAGCCAAGAUAUUCCCAGAGAUCCUUGUGUGCCUGUGCCUCUCACUGUUUGCCUCUGGUCUGGUGCAUCGUGUUUGUGUCACCACAUGCCUGAUAUUCUCUCUCUUCGCCCUGUACUACAUCAACAAAGUAUCUGCAGCUCUCUACCAAGCCGCUGUUCCCACAGCGACACCAGCCAAAGCAGCCAGCAAAGGAAAAAGGAAGAACUGAUCAAACUGUUCA